AAUUAAACAUUGUUUCUCACUUCAUUAUAAAAUGUAAUUCCAACAAGAAAUAUACACCCUUCCAAAUCUCAAACAAAUCUCUUCAUCACUAUCAUUCCUUGUUAUGGCCAUGGACAUGCCUAUGCCUCCAGGUCAAAACAUGCCUCCAUCAAAUGGCACAACCAACAUGAUGAUGAUGAACAUGCAAAUGAGUUUCUACUGGGGCAGAAAAGCCACAGUGCUUUUCUCUGGAUGGCCUAAUAACAAUCUUGGAAUGUACAUCUUAGCUCUUUUGUUUGUGUUCUUUCUAGCUAUGGCUGCUGAGGUUUUGUCUAACCAACCACCCAUUAAACGAGGGACUAAUCCUCUCAUUGGAGGGUUGAUUCAGUCUUCUGUUCACUUCUUUCGAAUUGUUUUCGUUUACUUGCUCAUGCUUGCUGUCAUGUCCUUCAAUGUUGGAAUCUUUAUUGCUGUUGUUGUUGGUCAUACGUUGGGGUUCUUUGUUGCGCGAUCGCGUGCUAUUGCUGUUGCGAACGGAGAAGAUCAACGUUCAUCUUCUGACACACUUAAAAUUUGAAUUAUUGUGUACUCCAUGCUACACCCUCUCGUGUUAUAUAUGAGUGAAAAAUCAUGUCAAAUAUAUGUUUGAGUUUUAGCUUA
Vicia villosa (hairy vetch) is the source of this 639-nucleotide messenger RNA. RefSeq names its product copper transporter 2-like. Gene Ontology annotation, biological process: copper ion transmembrane transport; intracellular copper ion homeostasis. The record is from RefSeq and is a predicted model, not a curated record. The coding region runs from base 104 to 556 and encodes 150 amino acids. Gene Ontology annotation, molecular function: copper ion transmembrane transporter activity. NCBI's taxonomy places the organism in Eukaryota, Viridiplantae, Streptophyta, Magnoliopsida, Fabales, Fabaceae. The transcript has a single exon. Gene Ontology annotation, cellular component: plasma membrane.